AUGAAUAGCCGGGGUCUACCCCUACGCCGUGCAGAUCUGAGCUAUCCUGUAACACCAGACUCUCCCGAUCGCGUUGUAGCAACCGAUCUCUCUGCACGGCCUAGUUCUUCCAGUAGCGAUACCUCAUCGACUUCGUCCAAUCUUACCUCCCUGAAUGUGCCCAAGCGGCCCUUCUACGGUGCAAAACCUCAAAUGUCCAGUCCUGGCUUACCGCGAUUACCGUCGGCAAGUGCCAAUAAUAGUAACACUUCACUUCCCAAUUUCUCGCGACCGUCGGGGUCUUUCAUGUCUCCGAACGAUCAAUUAUCCCAAAAAACCCUACCGCUACCUCCUCCGCAGGAAGUCCAGAAACAUAGACCGCGUCAACAUUCUCAGGGCUUUUUUGAACCUUCUCUUCCCACUGCGUCAUCAUUUGAACAAACCCCUGCGGCCAUGGCAAACCUUUCCGCAUCUCAAAUCGCCGCACAAGCUGCAAUGCAGCACCAGAAGGGUUCACAUCACGUCCGGAACCGGUCACAAUCAAGUGGACUUUUGCAGGAAAAUGUGGGGAGGAAAGUUUCCAAAGACACUACUACUCAAGCUUCUGCUGGCCACCAAUACUCAAAUGGGUUGGUUGGGGGACGCGUUCUCGCAGCAACAACUGCUGCUAAUGUUGCAUUCCCCCGAAGCCCCGGCUUUGUCCCCACAUCGCCGAUUUUCGAUCAUUUUUCGGAGAGUGGACAUAAACACAAGGGAGAGAAGUCUAAGAUGAAGAUAUUCUCGAAACCUAAACAUAUUGGCCUAUCAAGGGAUAAGGAUACAGAUAAAAACAAGCCUGUAUCAUCCCCAAACAAACUCCAAUUACCGGGCCCCAGUAGCUUGUCACGAAUGGUAAAUGCCUCAACUACCAGUCUUCAUGAAUAUUCCACCUCUGCCAACUCCUCGAUGUAUAACCUGACAAACUCGUCUGCCACAACGGUAGUCCUUGCUGACCGGCCGAUCACAGGUGAGAGAGAAAAGGACAAAGAGAAGGAGAAGGAAAAAGUUCACAAACACCACUUCCUGUCUCGACAAAAGUUAAAGUUGAAGGACAAAGAUGAUCAUUUCCAUUUGACCUUAUCUUCUGCGUUGAGUAGUUCGAAACCUCUAGAUCCCAGCGCUCCUCAGUCAUUAUACUCCUUCACACCCCAAUCACCAUCGACAUCCUUUGGCAAAUCGAAAAGUGGACUCGACUUGCGCCAUGGAGGCCGGGCUUUACGAGAGAAGAAGAAGGAAGAAAAAGCCUCUGCUGCUGCAGCUCAAGAUUUUGCAUAUCGAGAUGCAGAUGAUUGGAUGGCUAACGGGACGGUUGGAGCUAGUCCUUUAUCCAUUCAUGGGGCUCCUCUUUCACUAGGAAACGUAGCACCCACUGUGUAUGGUGGGGAGGCUUCAUUAAAAGAAGCCUUGCAAGGCUUUGGCCUUCAGAACAUGGCCCCGGAAGAUGUAUGGGACUUCCUAAAGGCGAAGCUUUUGGUGCUUUUUGAUGGUGAAGAUAUCCGCAUUGCGCUAGAGGAUCUAAAUAAGUUGGUUUCAAUACACAUACAACGCUGCGUGCUAAAAUAUAUGCCAUCUGUCAUUGUGGAGGAUCUACGAGACUUGCUGCAAACAGGAUUUACUUCUCUAAGCCACUCACUCCAUUCCGUUCCAGAUGAACGCGUUGUUCCACAUCUCGUCCAGAUGUGGCUGUUGGUAUUUGGAACGGUCCUCCCUUUCAUCCAAGCCGUGUUUCUCCCUUUGGAUCUGGAGUUUAAAGGACAUGGCUCAAUCAUGACUAAUCGCGAAGCCAAAGAGUUCUGGGGCGCAUUGCCAGACGGCGAAACUUCGAACAAGUCUGUGGGGGAUGAACUUGAUGUCCGCACCAUAGUCCUAAUCUCCUUCCGCGACUACGUUAUCCUCCCCCGCUACGAGGUCCUAAAGGCAACAUUUUCACACCUCAGUCUCGAAAGCAUCCAUGUAAAUGUCAGUGCACUCAGCACAACCUCAAACAACCGACCCAGUACCUCCUUAGCGCUCGAUUCUGGUUUUGGAAGUUACAACUCCCAAUCCUCUAUCCUCUUAACCAAUGCAGGCAGUUUCUCCUCUGACUCUGUUGCCGCCUCCAUUUCCCGUAGCCGCGCUGCAUCUAACACCUCGAAUCCCGAAAACGUUACCUCAACCUCAUAUACAUCCCUCUCCCCACCCCAAAACUCAAUCCUAUCCCCAAUAUCACAAACACUGCCCUCCCGCACUAUUUCUAAAUCCACAGACUCAUCGCAUCUCAUCACAGAAACCGUCGGCCGCAUGCUCCAAUGCAUAAGCGUUCUAGCCAGUGUGCAGACAGACGAUGAAGCGCAAGAGAAAAUUGAAGUUCUCAGCAAAGAGCUUAAACAUAACUGGCUUGGCCGGGGCCGAACGGGCCGCGACCGCCGUGGGUUCGUGGGUACCCGGGUCCGGCCCAUGGUUCCGCGCCAGGACAGCAGCGAUAUACAGCCUUGUUUUGUUCCUUCCGAUGUCGAGAGUGUUGAAGGUAGAUGA
Messenger RNA from Paracoccidioides lutzii Pb01, 2532 nucleotides. RefSeq lists its product as hypothetical. Gene Ontology annotation, biological process: TORC2 signaling. The transcript has a single exon. Gene Ontology annotation, cellular component: TORC2 complex. The record is from RefSeq and is a predicted model, not a curated record. The coding region runs from base 1 to 2532 and encodes 843 amino acids.